Molecule: messenger RNA, 872 nt
Organism: Drosophila busckii
Lineage: Eukaryota; Metazoa; Arthropoda; Insecta; Diptera; Drosophilidae
Product: elongation of very long chain fatty acids protein F-like
Exons: 3
Coding region: 48-824 (258 amino acids)
Biological process (GO): fatty acid elongation, saturated fatty acid; very long-chain fatty acid biosynthetic process; fatty acid elongation, polyunsaturated fatty acid
Cellular component (GO): endoplasmic reticulum membrane
Molecular function (GO): fatty acid elongase activity
Source: RefSeq, a predicted model, not a curated record
ACGUUCAAAACGAGCUGCCGCAUCUGAAGUUCAAGUACCAGCUAAACAUGUUUGGAGUCUUUGACAAACCAGCACCGGAUCCCAAUCAGUUGUUCCUAACGGACUCACCAUGGCCUUUAUUCAUUAUACUAACGACGUAUUUAUUCUUUGUGCUCAAAUGUGGAAAACUUUUCAUGAACAAACGACAGCCGUACAAUCUGAGAAAAGUAUUAUUAGUGUACAAUCUGGGUCAGGUGACCUACAAUGGCAUAUUCUUCGGCAUUACGUUUUACAAUCUGAUCAUUAAGCAAAUUUGCAAUUGGCGCUGCAUGGAACCGUUUCCAUUCGGACAUGAGCACAAGAAUCUCGAGCGAUAUGUGCACUAUGCUUACUUUAUAAACAAAAUUCUGGAUCUACUCGAUACGGUGUUCUUUGUGCUGCGCAAGAGUUACAAGCAGAUUAGCUUUCUGCAUGUUUAUCAUCACGUUAUGAUGUGCUGUGGCUGUUAUUUAGUGAUGCGUUUCUAUGGCACUGGCGGACAUCUGAACUUUGUGGGCAUGCUCAACUCGCUGGUGCAUACAGUCAUGUAUUUUUACUAUUUUCUCUCUGCCUAUUAUCCCGGCCUCAAGGCUAGCCUGUGGUGGAAGAAAUACAUAACCAUCAGUCAGUUGAUGCAAUUUCUUAUGCUUUUCUCUUAUGCCGCAUACAUUUUAGUUUUCUCUCGCGACUGCGGCUAUCCCGCUUGCCUGCUGCUCGUGCAGAUUGUGCAGGCGGUCAUCAUGAUCUAUAUGUUUGGCAACUUUUAUGUCAAAACCUACGUGCAGGCAAAGAAGAAGCAGCAAUAGUUGUCAAUUCAAAAUCGUGUUAAUGAAUUCAAUAAAUGUCAUAUAAAA